Messenger RNA from Dromaius novaehollandiae (emu), 1846 nucleotides. It is a transcript of the gene SERPING1, whose product is annotated as serpin family G member 1. The record is from RefSeq and is a predicted model, not a curated record. The transcript has 8 exons. The coding region runs from base 154 to 1713 and encodes 519 amino acids. Gene Ontology annotation, molecular function: serine-type endopeptidase inhibitor activity. Gene Ontology annotation, biological process: negative regulation of endopeptidase activity. NCBI's taxonomy places the organism in Eukaryota, Metazoa, Chordata, Aves, Casuariiformes, Dromaiidae.
AUGCUGCCAGCCCAGCUGAUUUACAGGAAGCCUCAGCGGCCACCCGCCCUCCUUAAUCUUUAACCACGUCCGGCUGGGUCCAAUCAGUUCCCCUCUGCGCCCGGGCGGACACGCAGGGACCUGACCCACCACCGGACACUUAGGACGCCCACCAUGAAGCUCUGGCUGUCCCUGGUGUGCUUGGCCACCGUGGCUGCGGCGUCUGUCACCCCGGGGCCCGGGCUGGAGGCCCCUCCCCAAAGGCCGAAGCCGACCGUGCUGCAGCUGGUGCCAGCUCCUGCCGACCGCCCGGGCACAGAGGGGUACGCGGGGACGACGAGCCCACCCCCGCCCGGCACCGGUGCCCACCCCAACGCGGUGCCCAGCUCGGCUGCAGCGCUCACCGUCACGGAGGCUCCCAGCCCGGGCACGGAGCUGGCCACGGGGCCGGCGAGCACCAGCCCCAGCCCCACGGAGCCGGAGGGGCCGCCCGAGGCCGCGGGCACACCGGCCAACGGGACCACGGCCACCCCCGUGCCCGUGCCCACGGAGGGGCCCACCAGCGCCCCGGUCACAACCGCCCCGCCGUGCCCCGGGGACGAGGAGCCAGCUGAGGUCUGCGGGGAACCCACAGGGGAAGAGACGGCGGCGGUGGCCGAGGCGCUGAGCACCUUCGCCCUGCGCUUCUACCAGCGGCUGGCGGAGGCCACGGAGCCCAGCACCAACCUGCUCUUCUCGCCCAUCAACGUGGCCUUGGGGCUGUCACAUCUCCUGCUGGGCGCCCGCGGCGAGACCCGGGAGCGCCUGGGCGCCGUGCUGGCCUACCCGCCGGAGCCGCGCUGCGUGCACCGCGCCCUGCGGCAGCUCGCCAAGUCGCCGGGCCUCCUCUCCGCCUCGCAGAUCUUCCACCACGGAGAGCUGCGCCUCGCCCCCCGCUUCCUCGAGGAGUCGCGGCGCUUCUACGACGCCCGGCCCCGGGCGCUCAGCGGCAACGAGAGCCUCGACCUGCGGAGCAUCAACAAGUGGGUGCGGGAGGCCACCCAGGGGCGCCUGCCCCGCCUGCUCGACGAGCUGCCCCCCGAGCCCCGCCUGGUGCUGCUCAGCGCCGUCUACUUCCAGGCCAAGUGGAAGACGCCGUUCCAGGCCAAGGACACGAUGCCGCAGCCCUUCCUGCGCCCCGGGCGCUCCUCCGUCCUCGUCCCCACCAUGACCAGCAAGAAGUACCCCGUGGCCUCCUUCAGCGAGCCCGGCCUGCGGGCCCUGGUGGGGCGGCUCCAGCUGAGCCAGGGCGUGAGCCUGGUGGUGGUGCUGCCGCCAGGCGCCCCGGGGGCCCUGCAGGCGCUGGAGGCGGCGCUGAGCCCCGCCGUCUUCCUCGCCCUGCUGCGCAAGGCGGCCGCCCUCCCGCCCCGGCCCACCGUGCUGGCCCUGCCCCGCUUCCGCCUCGACCGCACCCAGGACGUCGUGGCCGUCGUCCACGAGAUGGACUACGGGCUGUUCCUGGACGCGGAGCUGUGCGGGCUGGCGCCGGGGCGGGAGGCGGCGGUGGACGCGGCGCGGCACCGGGCGGUGCUGGCGCUGGACGAGGCCGGCGUGGAGGCGGCGGGCGCCCUGGCCACCUCGCUGGCCCGCACCGCCAACGUCUUCGAGGCCCUGCGGCCCUUCCUCUUCGUGCUGUGGGACGACGCCCGCGCCUUCCCCCUCUUCAUGGGCCGCCUCAGCGACCCCCAGCCCUGACGCCCCCGCCACCUCCCUCCUUCCUUCCCUCCUCCUCUCCCUCCUUCCUUCCCUCCUUCCCUUUCUCUUUCCUUCCCUCUCUCCGUCUCUCCUCCUUCCCUUUCUCCUCCCACCCCUCCCUCUCUCCCUUGCU